AUGUUCAACUCAGAAUAUGAAAUAACGAGGUUACAGGGCGCCAACCAUUCGAUUGACCACUUAAAGCAGCUAUUUCUAUCUAAGUUUAACCUAAUAGCUGAUACACCGGAUUCAUUCCAGAUGUGGAAUCAAACAUUUGGCAGCGGAAACACUCUCACAUUCAUUAUGGUCGAUAUGGAUAAAAUAAAAGCUCAAAACUUAGUGGCCGCUGCAAAUGAUCUAUUGGGAGUCAUCAUGUUGGAGGACGGGCUUACACUGCGGCAAAAUAAUAGAGACCACUGGAUGGCUAUUGCGUUGCCUUGUGGUUGUGAUCAGGAGCAUUCGCCAUUCCCUUCCCUCCAGCAGAUUCCGAAGUCGUCAAAGUAUAUCCCGAUCCCGGGUGAGUGGCACGAUCCUAACAAAUGCACCAAGCAGCGGCCACCUUCCCCUAUAGUUCCACCUAGCAACUCAGGGCCAAAUACUGUGGCCACUUUGGGUUAUAUGCCUAUGCCUGUGUCCUCACUAUCUGGAGGCGAUAUCCCGAUGUCAGGAGUUUCAGCGAUGGCCUCGUAUCCUCCUUCUAAUCCAGUCAAAGCAGAACCUGGCACUGGAUACGCAGGUGAAAAUGAUACUACCAUAUCACCAACGGGGAGUGCCGUAUACUCCUCGCCUGUGUUCGGCAGCGUCGGGUAUAAUCUCGUUGCAGGCCAAGGUGCAUACACCGCACUACCGUGUAUAUCCUCUGGCAAUGUAGGUGUCACCGCUCCUACAGACCAACCAUUUAUGGAUACUUCGGCCUCGACGGAACAUGAGAUGAAUAGAACCUACAGCGCUUCAUUUCUAGAAUGGUAUAGGGAAUACCACCGAAAUGCAACCCAGCCAGGCAACGAGCAAGGUGGAGAUAAGUAA
Messenger RNA from Xylaria bambusicola, 888 nucleotides. RefSeq lists its product as uncharacterized. Lineage: Eukaryota; Fungi; Ascomycota; Sordariomycetes; Xylariales; Xylariaceae. The transcript has 3 exons. The coding region runs from base 1 to 888 and encodes 295 amino acids. The record is from RefSeq and is a predicted model, not a curated record.